Ornithorhynchus anatinus (platypus) is the source of this 1897-nucleotide messenger RNA. It is a transcript of the gene XK, whose product is annotated as X-linked Kx blood group. Lineage: Eukaryota; Metazoa; Chordata; Mammalia; Monotremata; Ornithorhynchidae. Gene Ontology annotation, cellular component: membrane. The coding region runs from base 155 to 1375 and encodes 406 amino acids. The record is from RefSeq and is a predicted model, not a curated record. The transcript is spliced from 3 exons.
CGGUAUCGUGGAUGUUUUCACAGGAAUUCAUACCUGUUUGCAAAAGCGUAUCUCGUUUCCAAGAAACCACAGUAUCUGGACAUUUGUAUCGGCUGUGGCGAGUUAAUGUGGCAGAAGGGGCUGUUGAAGAAAGGACCUGUGGCUGGCAGUGCUUAUGUUUUCCUCCUCUUAUGCGGGCUACCUGGAAACUCUAAGUAUAUAUUCAGAGCACAAAGGUCAGCAAUCUCUCAUCCCAGAAAAUGGACACGGACACAUCUCUCCCAGAACACCGCACUUCCAUCUGCAAUCGUUCUGGUGCGUAGAUGUUUUUUGCAUUUACUUCCACGAAGGCGAAGUUGAGGAGCCUUAUGUCAGCAUCACCCGGAAGAGGCAGAUCCCGAAAAAUGGCUACUCGGAAGAGAUUGAAAGAGAAGUGGGCCAGGCAGAGGGAAAGUUGUGCACCCACAGGUCUGCUUUCAGCCGGGCCUCGGUAAUCCAAGCCUUCCUCGGCUCAGCCCCUCAGCUGACCCUCCAGUUAUACAUAAGUGUCCUGCAACAGGAAGUCACGAUCGGGAGAAGCAUCUUCAUGUCCAUCUGCCUCCUGUCCAUCGUCUACGGAGCGCUCCGCUGCAACAUCCUGGCCAUCAAGAUCAAGUACGACGACUACGACAUCACCGUCAAGCCCGCCGCCUACAUAUGCAUCUUCUUCUGGCGGGGCUUUGAGAUCGCCACCCGGGUGGUGGUCUUGGUCCUCUACAGUUCCGUCCUCCAGAUCUGGAUCCUGCCCGUGGUGCUCCUCAACUUCUUCGGCUUCUUCUUUUACCCCUGGAUCCUCUACUGGCACAGCCGCUCCCCGUUCCCCGAGAACGUCGAGAAGGCCAUGAGCCGGGUGGGCACCAGCGUCGUCCUCUUCUUGCUCACCUUCCUGUACGCGGGCAUCAACAUGUUCUGCUGGUCGGCCGUGCAGCUGAAGAUCAACGACCCGGACUUGAUCAACAAAUCCCAGAACUGGCACGUCAUGGCGGUCUAUUACCUGCUGAGGUUCGUCGAGAACGCUUUCCUCCUCCUCAUGUGGUACAUCUUCCGGACGGACAUCUACAUGUACGUCUGUGCCCCUAUGUUGAUAGUGCAGUUGCUGGUGGCCUACUGCUUGGCCAUCCUCUUCAUGCUGGGCUUCUACCAGUUCUGCCAUCCCUGCAAGAAGCUGUUCUCCUCCUCCAUUUUGGACGGCCUCCUGGGGGGCUUCCGGUGUCUCCGUCGGUCUCGCCGCGAGCCGAGGCCCGGCGCCCCGGCAGAGGAGCCGUCCACGGACGGCGCCGACGAGGCGCCCGGCGGCAGCAAGACGGACGAUUCUCAGAACGGGGACCCGCUCUGCAGCGCCUCAUCCAAUGCUUGAAGGGCACCGGUGCCCGGUGGCACCGCCCCACCGAGGCAGCGAAGCUCUACACGGGGGACUUCUCUGCUCUGAGAUAGUCGCCCGGACCCGGGGACGGGAGCAGGAUUAUGUUCGAAGAGCCAGGGAGCUAGGACUACUGCCCUGGCCCUUUGCCAGUCUGUCUGCGUUCCUUCCACCGGAGGGUAGAAGAGGGGUGUGUCGCAAACCACAAGCGGGGGUGUCCUCCCCAAAAGUGAUGCCCUCGUUGACAAUCAGGAGAAAAUGCCCCUCGGGGACAUUUGGGGAUUCCAAUCUUCUUGCCCAAAAUCGAUUGCUCAUUGCCAUUUCUUGAGCGUUUACCGUGUAGGGAACACUGGAGUGAGCACUCAAUCACUUUCCAAAAUCCAGCAGAUCCAAAAUCGGGCUGGUCGAAGCCAGCAUUUUUCUGAAUGUCCUAGUCUGCCAAAUCAUCUGUGGUAUUUAUUGAGCUCUUAUUGGGUACAGAGCAGUGUACUGAGCACUUGGGAGAGUACAGUGCAACAA